CGAAAGCCCGCAUCAAUCGCAAUCACAACCUCCGUGGCGUGUUCCCAAACCACAGAUUGUCAGUAUAAAAAUGAAAAUGAGUUAAGAAGCUUUAGCAUGAGUUACUGUUGACCGAACCUCAAUCGCUAACACCGUUUAGAUAACCUUCCCGGUUGAACAGUGUAGUAACUCUAGACCAGCUGCUACGAUGGCGAGACAGGUCCAUUCGCGACUGGCGUAUGUGGAAGAUCAGAGGCGGCAAUCCUAUUAUGACAUGCUGAGUGAGAUGGACCCCUAUAAGGGGUCGCCCAAGGAGUUCAUUCACUUGCUUGUGAGAGCAGCAAUGAGGGACGAAGAGGUCUCUAAAGCGCUUCAUCGAAUGAACGAUGAGAGGAUACAAAACCCGGCUUCCUGGCAGCCACUGAACCCACCUUGGAACCAGCAGCAUCCACAGUCAACACUCCAUGGUCAUUUCCAACUACAGCCUAUCCCAACUGUACCGGUUGGGUAUGGACCUCAACAACCCCCCAUGCCACAGCCGGUUUUAUGUUACGCAUACCCACUAUCGUAUCCAGGCUUAGGUCAUCGGCCACUACCAGAACCUCUCUACGGCCAGCCGGCACCGAACACAUACCCUCAGUUAUACUCGACUCCACCAUCAAGAUUUAAGGUUCCGCCAUACCCAACUACCUCUCAUCCCGUAGGCGUACCCUCAAGUCAAGUUCAACAUCCACCCGCUACUCCGCAGUAUGAUCCUAUCCCGAAUUCUGCAACGAAUUCGCCUGGCAAUGUCAACAAAAGCAACAGCACUAGUCCAAAUACCAGCACUUCCCAUACAGAUAUCACUAUGGCAGAUCAUGCUGUUGAUACGGAAGGUGGUGCUGUUGCUAAUGACAGCGCCAAUGUCAACGAAUAUGUUGUUGGGUUAGAGGAUGAGGAUGAGGAUGAGGACCCGGAAUACGUGGAGCAGAUCGGUAACUUUAGCUGGGUAGUGAAUGAAGCCCAAACCUAUCUCGGUUGGACCGGUAAAUGGGAUAAGGAGCCUGCUACAAGACAGGACAUCCUAGGCAAAUCUGCAGCUACCAAACUGCAAAAGCUCCUUAAGAUGAUGAACGCAAUGGCAGACAUUUAUGUGACAUUUCGCAACCGGAUUCACAUCUUAUCUGUCAUGCGCCAAGUCAUUCUAGUUACCCUGGACACGGACUCACGUAUCGGCGACAAGUGCCGUGAGAUGGCUCUGGAAUAUGACAGUUUGUUCGUCGAGGCCGUUGGCAAGCUGACCGCAAGUCAGAAACGGAAAAUUAAAGUCCUGCGCGGUGGUAGGUGGAUGAUUGGGUUGCUAGGUCUCAUCGAUUAUGCAAAUAAGCUAUCUAUCUUCCCGCGCCUUAGAGAGGUGCCGGCGUUGAUAGAUUCUUAGAGGGAGCAUGGAUCUGAAAUCUGUGAUUUAGGAUCUGGGAUGCAUGACAUGAUGAGAUAUCCCUUAGCGAUGUGUUUUCUGGGUUUUAGCGUGAUGUGUGUCAUAGCGAAGUCGGUUAUAUCAAUAGCGAUACCUACAUACUUAGGUAUGAUAUAAUGCCUACCGUUUUUAGGCCUCGCAUGAACAGUUCCGUAUAGAGCCUUUUCGUGCUGUCCUUCGUGGUGUUAAGUUAGCUACUUUAGAAAUACUAA
Hypoxylon fragiforme is the source of this 1647-nucleotide messenger RNA. RefSeq lists its product as uncharacterized. Lineage: Eukaryota; Fungi; Ascomycota; Sordariomycetes; Xylariales; Hypoxylaceae. The record is from RefSeq and is a predicted model, not a curated record. The transcript has a single exon. Bases 188 to 1396 code for a protein of 402 amino acids.